AUGGGCUAUAUUGUCACAGGGUAUUCUAGUCGGCACGACAAGAGAAAGAAGCAUGUACUUCCUUUGCAUCAAUACGCAGCGUCUUCGAUGAACCUGCAACGACAUGUGGAUCUUUUCGAAGCUCCUGUCUUUUACAAGAGAGCACUAUCCGGGGGCAACAAACUUGCUAAAAUUCACGCAAAGAAACUUCGACAUCAUCGGAAACUUUCUUUGCAAGACUUACCUAUAGAAAUCAUUCAACACAUUUUCAUUUUUACAAAGGGUGAACCAUCAAUGGUCACUUUGAAUUGGUUUUUUUACAGCUGUUUGAGACCAUCUUUUUUAUUGCUGUCUAAAAUUAUGUGGGAAAGAUAUCUUUUCGAUCCACUUGAAUUUGGUGUAGAGAACAUAAAAGCGAAUCCAGGAAACAUUGUAAUUCCCACGUUAUUUGAACAUAAAACGUUUUUCAAACUACUAUUGGAUCAUCAUCACAUCCUUUUGCAAAGUAUUUCCCACUUCCUUCCGAGAAAGCAUUAUCAAGACAUGCAGGAUGGCGAUUUUGAUGCAUCAAAAGAACUGGACUUGUGUUCAAUGAGUACUGGAAAUGCUGAGAAAGAGGACUUCCCUAUGAAUUUUUAUUACGACAUGCAAAUUUUCUUAACUCAUAAAGAAUGUGUGAAAUCCGUUGGCAACCAUUUUGCUCUAAAGAAUCCAUACAAUGUGAUAUCACCUUUUAUGGAAUGGUUCUUCCAAAGUGUCGAAAUAAGGGGGGCGGGCAUAGCCUCUAAACUCACCUUCGAUUUAUUCUUGGAAUCAAUAGAUUUGAUUCUGUACGUUUCUGGAUCCACAACACAAAAAUUUACUUCCAUUGAACCCCUUUCGACUUUAGUAUUUCUAUUAUAUUUCACCUAUGAUAACGUGCUACAGACUCCGAAUUUCGAGGUGUUUUUUCAGAAUAGAUCAAGACUACGAUUCAUGGAAGAAUUCAUCAUAAAGUAUUACUACGACCCAUCAUCAGCGGAGAGCGAACUUUUAUCCGAUACGACUGUUUGGGACUUGCUGAGAAGGGUUUCCGAUUUAAGGCUGAUAGAUUUAGUUGUUGAGUGUGGCGGAAGACCUCAAUAUGGUGUGAUGUUUUCAUAG
Molecule: messenger RNA, 1122 nt
Organism: Saccharomyces kudriavzevii IFO 1802
Lineage: Eukaryota; Fungi; Ascomycota; Saccharomycetes; Saccharomycetales; Saccharomycetaceae
Exons: 1
Coding region: 1-1122 (373 amino acids)
Source: RefSeq, a predicted model, not a curated record